AUGGCAGCAACGAGCCAACCCGCUCAAUGGUAUCUAUCUGAGCGCCAAAAAAAACAGGAAGUGCUAGUUCUCAACAGAUUUGGGGAGGUUUAGGUCACCAUUGUGCUGGCCUUUUGCACAGUUCUUCAAAUGUCGGCUUCAGUCCGGUUUACAAAAUGGAGUCACAGUCGUAUCUGCCCGUAGAACCCGGUAUCGGCAUGGAAGAAAAUUUCUUUUCCUUGGACGAUAUUUUGCUUUCACAUGAGCGACUUCCUAUCCGCACAGAAGUGACUUUUCCUCGACUCGGAUUCCUGGAGAAGUCGAGCGACUCGCCGGAUAUUCCGAUGGGGACAAAAAUGGAGUUUCCUUUGUGGCUAUCCAAGGGUUUGUAUGAGCAGAACAAAAGGAUGCUGUCAGUCGAGCUACCCAAGGUUUACAGAGAAGGCUGGAGAACUGUGUUCAAUGCAGACCCCAAUGUGGUGGAUCUACAUAAAUUGGGCCCCUACUACUAUGGCCUCGGAUCACAGAUUCUGCGCUUUGACAGUCCAGAGAACCCAGAAAUAGCACAGACUUUGCUGCAGACAUUCAUUGGGCGUUUCAGACGGACCAUGGACUCUUCCCAGAAUGCCUACAACGAGGACACCUCAGCGUUGGUGGAGCGUCUGGACUCUCUUGAGAAGGCGCUAUUCAUGUCAGGGCAAUUUGGCCUCAACAGCUUCCAGGGCUGGGAGAAAGGACAGGCCUCCCGGCUCUCUGCCUCAAGCCUGGUGCUUAACUACCGCAAGAGGAAGAUAACAGACGUGCAGUCGUGACCUAGCCUACCAGCUGGAGGAAACCACUGGCCUAAAUGUCAGCGAAAGACUCUUCACAGUGUCUUCUUGUCCUAUGCUUUGCUGAUUUUUCUAUGAAACUUUCCUGUAAUGGGUGGCCUUCCUGUCUGGAGUUUGCCCGUUCUCCCCAUGCUUUUGAGGGUUUUUACCCUUAUUUAAUUGGUAACCUCGUAUACGAAUGUGACUGCAAAUAUGUAUUGUAUACUGUAUGUACUUAUCUUGUACAGCAGUCUUGUAUCUGCAUCUCCUUGGAAGCAAUCAAUUUGUCAUUCCAUACAGCUGCCAUUAUUUUUCCCCUUUACUGACACUCCAUUAGCAAAAUGACCCACUAAGGUGCGUUGCUGUAUGUUUUAACAAAAAUGGCUUUGAGUGUGAACUUUUGUUUCCAAAUGAAUGUUGAUUAUAUUCUGUUCUGUGCGUGUUUUAAUGCACUCAUCACCCCUUCUUUCUUUCUUUCUUUUUUUAAACCAAAUUAAUAAAUGUGUUACUAAUUUAAAAAUCUACUAGAGGAAUUUUAUAUUUUUAUGACCUCAACCCACAGGACAAAAAGAGAGACAAGAUCAGGUUCCUCAGAAGUAUACUUUAAAGUAAAUACAUCAAAUUAUACCCAAUUCAGCCAAAUUAGAACAAAUGGUGAUGUUAAAGUACAGUUGAAACCAGAUUUUUACUUACACUAUAUAAAAAAAGAUGUUUUUCUUUUUCCUCACUGUCUGACAUGAAAUCAGACUAAAUCUUUUCGGUUUUUGGUAAAUUAGGAUAACUGAAAUUAUUUCUAUUUGCUGGAAUGCUAGAAUAAUGACAAUAUUUUAAAAAAGCAAUUUGUCUUUAUUUUCUUCUAAUUCAGAAGUUUACAUACAGUAAGAUUAGUGCCUUCAAACAACUUGAGAAAACCCAGAUCGAUUUCAUUACUUUGGAAGCUUCUGAGCCAAGCACGGUGGACGACUGGUUAGCACAUCUGCCUCAACAGUUCUGAGGACCUGGGUCAAAUCCGUCCUCACCUGUGUGGAGUUUGCAUGUUCUCCCUGUACCUGUGUGGGGUUUCUCCGGUUGCUCCGGUUUCCUCCCACAUUCCAAAAACAUGCAUGGUAGGUCAAUUGAAGACUUUAAAUUGUCCACAGUUGUGAAUGUGAGUGUGAAUGGUUGUUUAUAUGUGCCCUGCAAUUGGCUAGCGACCAGUUCAGGAGGUACCCUACCUCUUGCCCAGAGAGAGCUGGGAUAGGCUUUAGCACGCGUGCAACCCUAGUGAGGAUAAGCUGUAUGGAAAAUGGAUGGAUGAAAAUUGUGCUUUUAACCAAAUCAUGACUAUAAUUUAAGAAAAACUAAUAAAUUUAGCUGUCACAAGGUGACAGCAGUUUAAUUUGUUUCUUCCAAAGUGGAAAAAAAAUACUUGGAUGUAACUUCAUUUUCUUUUUUUUACAAAAUAAAUGUUUUGAAUUUAUCUGAAAUUUAAAAUGAUGCUUUCAACCAGAUCAUGAAUAUAAUUGAGAGAAAAAAACUAAUACAUUUAGCUGUACAAAUUUCAACCUUUUUGAAAAUUGCUAUGUAUAAUCAUGUUCACCGGAAAGAUGUUCUGAUGUAAACUAGGGCUAAAGUUUUGAUGACAUUCUAAUGAAAAUUAUUUUAAAUUGUCAGUUACACCUUAGUUUCUGUGGGAGUCUGAUUGCAAGGGACUGACAAACAGAAACAACAAAACUAAAAAAAGUAGAACUGUGAACAUAGAACAAUUUCCUCAGUGAAA
Molecule: messenger RNA, 2547 nt
Organism: Phycodurus eques (leafy seadragon)
Lineage: Eukaryota; Metazoa; Chordata; Actinopteri; Syngnathiformes; Syngnathidae
Gene: gins3
Product: GINS complex subunit 3
Exons: 3
Coding region: 156-791 (211 amino acids)
Biological process (GO): mitotic DNA replication initiation
Cellular component (GO): GINS complex
Source: RefSeq, a predicted model, not a curated record